Molecule: messenger RNA, 2850 nt
Organism: Aureobasidium namibiae CBS 147.97
Lineage: Eukaryota; Fungi; Ascomycota; Dothideomycetes; Dothideales; Saccotheciaceae
Exons: 3
Coding region: 1-2850 (949 amino acids)
Biological process (GO): regulation of transcription by RNA polymerase II
Cellular component (GO): transcription regulator complex
Molecular function (GO): RNA polymerase II cis-regulatory region sequence-specific DNA binding; DNA-binding transcription factor activity, RNA polymerase II-specific
Source: RefSeq, a predicted model, not a curated record
AUGGAGUCUUUUCUUCCAACUCCAGUCGUUCCUUCUAAUGCUCCAUUGUGGCCUGAGACCAAUCAAGAUUCUCACAUCCUUAGAGAGCAGUGUGGAAACAGACAACUCGGGUAUCCUCAGACCCAGCACGCCCAGGACUACUACACUAACAUCAACGAUGAUUCGACAUGCGGCUCCGCUGGCAGCAGGCUCUACCAGUCGUUGCAAUUUGGUCGGGCUCGCCCAGGCAAGCCUCUUUUUCCUUGGAUGGCAGGGCUAGCACCAAAGUUCAACCGAGAUCCUCAACGCUUGCUCAGCCAUGGCUCUCGCGGCAGACACCCUGGCUUUGAGCACAUACCUACCGAUGAUCAAGCGAAGGAUCAAGAGGCAGAGAGAAAAGCUAGACUUCUUGCAUCGAGGUUCCUACGGUGUGAUGGCUACAUCAAGUACCGUAAUCGCCAGCCCAAGGAGAAGAAAGGCGGCAAAGAAGAUGCGAAGUGGCCCGAUCACAUAGAAGACACCUUUAUCAUAGCUCUUUGCCGUCACCCUCCAUGCGGCCGCAAGAAGUCCAAAGCUCCCGGUGAACAGAACAAUGAUGAGGCGAAGGCUAUGGGAAGGAAUGAACUGAUAGCUGAUUACAUCCUUCGCCAUACUGGAGAUGUUCGCACCAGAAAGCAAGUAUCGAGUCAUAUUCAAGUGCUCAAACCGUUUGUGCAAAAUGAGCCUUUCAUCAUGCUCUUCCUCGCUACACCUGCCGACAAGGAGUCAGCAGCUACCAAGGCUGCUCGCAAAAAAGCUUCCGUGUACAAUCCCGAAUCGCAGUCACGUUUGAGUUCUCUGAAUCAACGCCGCAACUAUCCCCUACAGACUGGGUUUAAUCUGCAGCCUGGGGAGUUUUGCAUGUUCAUGCGUUCUCGUCAGGGAACUGAAACGUUGCACACAUAUAGUGCUACAGAAGGCUUCAGCCCCAGCAGCUGCUUUGUGCAAACCCAAGCAGAACUCUAUGACUGUUUCCCGGGUCUCGCCAAUGUCCCACUCGACAGCCUCGCCAGAGGUAAGCUCCUUGCCUUACAUGUGCCCAUCGUGCUGCACUCGAAGAAUCUGGUCGGCGAUACCGAACUAGCCAUUCGUUGGGUCUUGAAAGCUCCUGCUCGCAAUCCUCCCGUCACGGUCAGCAGUCGCACGAGACUGUAUCUCAACGGACGACCCAUGUACUGCGACAGAGCGGGCAAUCGCCAAUUUCACGACAACCAGAAUUUCGAGGUGACCGAAGAGAUGCAACAGGACUGGCUCAACUUCACCAAAGACUACGAUGCAGCCGAGGUCGCUGAGAACAGUGAUUCAAUCGAGGUCGACUCCAACGGCCACUAUAGCUCAGGCGGCAUGGUGCAGUACUAUGUUCCUUUCUCUAGCACAUUCUGGGCUCGCUACCUAUAUCACGUCGCCCUGCUCCAACGCCAAGCUUCGGAUCUCGAAACCAGACCUUUACAGUCAGAUGAAACCACCGAACAUCGUCAAAACCAGCUCUCCAAGAAAUGUCUAGAGUUUUCUUCGGCUCUGGGCGAACUUACAGCUGUUCAAGAGAUCAUUGCAAGGACAGAGCUGGGCGAACCUCAAAUUGUUAUGACUGUCCACUUUUCGUUCUCGCAUGCGGCAAACAAGGAAAGUGCAGUGACGACUUGGCAGUAUCUGGACAUGGCAAGCGCGUUUGAUGAUGCAAUUCCCCUGUCUGCAGGAGGCGUGAGUCAGAUCUCGCAAUCUGCUAGUGACAGUCAGGAAAGUGCUCUCAGCGUUCAAGACACCUAUCCCGGAGGAAGCCACGACUAUGGUAGCUUCGACUUGUCCACUAUCAACGGCGGCCAUCAUUACCCCGAUCCUUCGCACAAAGGCGCGAAUGUGUUGGCUUCACCCAUUGAUCUGCACGAUACACAAGCCACAGCUGGUUACAACACCUCCUGGCUAUUGCCUAGCUCGACAUCUGAUCUCGAACAUCUUGCUUCCACGGUUCUCGACCCUCUGCUGCCGCACAACAGUCAAUCGAAUCUGCAACAGCACAAUCUUCACGACGUAAACUCUUUCGACUCUAGCAGUGGAAACGUUUCCAUCUCUCUCGAUAGCCCGGCUCUAUCGCCCCAUCAAUCUCUUCCCCAGUCCUCUACUGCUUCAUUCUCCGCAAUCGAUGCCCUCGACCUCGAUCUUACCGCCACAGAUCCACUACUAUUGCAACCUUCAAGAACAACAACGCCAUGGCUGCAGAGCUCUACCGCAACACCCACCGACUACGCCGCUAUAUUCAGCCAACCACACUCCCCCGCUAUGGCCGCAUUCCCUGAUUACUCCACCAACACCGGAGCAGCAGAUCUAGCCGACCACCUCGCUGCUGCCUCAGGCGCCAUGACCGAUACCUUUGACGUCAACACUCUACCCGCCUGCUUCACUCUAUCUUCCCAUCAAGCCUUUGCCGGCGCAGGAAACGGUACUUCUGAUCUCGACGCCACCUCUCGCCAGCACGGUUUUUCCGCCGUUUCCGAAGAUCCAGAGACCGCCGGUGGUGUAGUGCUCGAUCACCACUUUUCUCCCUCACAACAUCAAAGCUUUGGGUUCACCACUAAGCAAGAGGUUUCGCACGAAAGCUUCCAUCUGCCGCAAUCUCAACAAGAAAGUUUUGACUCGACAAGACAGGAUUCUUUCGCUACUGCUGCAAGUCAGAAUGAUGGCUUUGGUGGUGGCACUGAUACGCACGACUUUGCGCGUUCAUUCGAUGUGGGCGAUCAUGCGGAUCCCUUUGAUAUCGGUGAUUUGAGAGGUGGCUGUCAGAGUCAGCCUCAGAGUCAGAAUCAUAGGGAGACGUGGAGUGGUGCUGGGUUUUGA